GAGCUGCGGAAGGUGGAACUGUCCAGUGCUGAUGCUCUUCAAAGGUGCACUCGGCUUUAGCUCCUGACAGCUGCCGCCGAACGACAACUAAAUUACACUCAUUGUAAAUGAUUAUGUGACAUGUUACGUGCUAUUUAAAACGGUGGCCAGGAGUUUAUUUUGUCUGGGGUUGUUUUCAGUUUCAAAGCUUCUUUCGCCUAACCAAUGGGUACGGCCUGAACGGCUGGCAAGCGUCGAGACAUUUUGAUUGUUUGAUUGAUGCAUUCCUCUGCAGACUGCGGGGUGGACGACCAGAUCUGCUGACCGGAGAGAAAGUUUCCUUGGAUAAAAUCAUUCACGAUGGUGGAUGCGGCUGAAUGUUGUGUGAAGGUGAUGUGCCGAUUCAGGCCACUUAACGAAUCGGAAAUCACUAGAGGUGACAAAUACAUACCGAAAUUCAAAGAAGACACCGUGGUGAUAUCGGGCAAGCCGUAUAUCUUUGACCGAGUCUUUCCUCCGAACACAACACAGGAACAAGUAUAUGAUACCUGUGCCAAACAGAUUGUUAAAGAUGUGCUGGAUGGCUAUAAUGGGACAAUCUUUGCAUAUGGCCAAACCUCAUCAGGGAAGACACACACUAUGGAGGGACAGCUCCAUAACUCACAACUGAAGGGCAUCAUCCCUCGCAUCGCCCAGGACAUCUUUGACCACAUCUACUCUAUGGAUGAGAACCUGGAGUUCCAUAUCAAGGUCUCUUAUUUUGAAAUCUACCUGGACAAAAUCAGAGACUUGCUUGAUGUUUCCAAAACCAACCUGGCUGUCCAUGAGGAUAAGAACAGGGUGCCAUUUGUCAAGGGUUGUACAGAGCGUUUUGUGUCCAGUCCAGAGGAUGUCAUGGAUGUGAUCGAUGAGGGUAAAUCCAAUCGUCACGUGGCUGUUACAAACAUGAAUGAGCACAGCUCCCGCAGUCACAGCAUUUUCCUCAUUAAUAUUAAGCAGGAGAAUGUGGAAACAGAGAAGAAACUGAGCGGAAAACUCUACCUGGUGGAUCUUGCAGGAAGUGAAAAGGUCAGUAAAACUGGAGCCGAAGGAUCUGUGUUGGACGAGGCUAAAAAUAUCAACAAGUCUCUCUCUGCUCUGGGGAACGUCAUCUCAGCCCUGGCUGAAGGAACCAAAACCCAUGUGCCAUACAGAGACAGUAAAAUGACCAGGAUCCUACAGGACUCUUUGGGUGGGAACUGCAGAACAACCAUCGUCAUCUGUGCCUCUCCCUCUGUAUUCAAUGAGGCUGAGACCAAAUCCACGCUCAUGUUUGGCCAGAGGGCCAAAACCAUCAAAAACACAGUGUCUGUGAACAUGGAGCUCACAGCCGAGGAAUGGAAGAAGAAAUAUGAGAAAGAGAAAGAGAAGACCAGAAAUCAAAAAAUCACCAUCCAGAGGCUAGAAAAUGAGCUCAAACGAUGGCGGAAAGGUGAGACUGUACCUGUUGAUGAGCAGCACAGCAGUAAGGAAGUAAAGAAUUCUGAAGCCGCUCCCAUAAUUGACACUUCGGCUCCGCCCCCUGAGCCUGUUUCUGAUUCAGAGAAAACCCAGUAUGAGGAGCUGAUCAAUGACCUGUAUCAUCAACUAGAUGACAAGGAUGAUGAGAUCAACCAGCACAGUCAGCUGGCAGAGAACCUGAAGCAGCAGAUGGUGGAUCAGGAUGAGUUAUUGGCAUCCACACGGCGUGACUACGAGAAGAUCCAGGAAGAUCUGAGCCGUUUGCAGCAUGAGAACGAGGCAGCUAAAGAGGAGGUGAAGGAGGUGCUCCAGGCCUUGGAGGAGCUGGCAGUGAACUACGACCAGAAAAGCCAUGAGGUGGAGGAGAGAAGCAAGACAAACCAAGAGCUCACAGAAGAGCUUAUACAGAAGACUGCAGCUCUGGCUGGUGUGGAGAGGAAUCUGUCUGCCCUGCAGGAGCUCAGUGGACAUCACAAGAAGAGAUCAGCAGAGAUCCUCAGUCUCUUGCUCCGGGACCUCAAUGAGAUUGGCAGCGUUAUUGCCUUGAAUGACUACAAGAUGACAGAGAUGAACGGAGGAAUGGAGGAGGAAUUCACCAUGGCACGGCUCUUCAUCAGUAAGAUGAAGUCAGAAGUGAAGUCUCUGGCCAACCGCAGUAAACAGCUUGAGAGCACACAGGCCGACACAAUGCGUAAAAUGCAGGCCAACGAGAAAGAGCUCGCUUCCUGCCAGCUCCUGAUCUCUCAGCAUCAAGCAAAGAUCAAAUCCCUCACCGACUACAUGCAGAGCAUGGAACAGAAGAAGAGACAGCUGGAGGAAAGCCACGACUCCCUGAUGGAGGAGCUCGCUAAACUCCACGCACAAGAAAAGAUGCAUGAGGUGUCAGUCCUGGAUAAGGAAAAGGAACACAUGAGCAGGAUACAGGACGCUGAGGAGAUGAAGAAAGCCCUGGAACAGCAGAUGGAAAGCCACAGAGAGGCUCAUCAGAAGCAGCUCUCACGUCUGCGAGAUGAGAUCGAAGAGAAACAGAGGAUCUUGGAUGAGCUGAAGGAUGUGAACCAGGCUCUUCAGCUUGAACAGAAGCAGCUCAUGUCUGACUAUGAAAAGCUGAAACAGGAGGAACAGAAGAAAGACGAGAGGCUGCAGAAGCUUCUCUUGUUGAAUGAGAAGAGGGAGCAAGCUAAAGAAGAUCUCAAGGGUCUGGAAGAGACUGUGGCCAAAGAGCUCCAGACUCUCCACAACCUCCGUGUGCUGUUCAUCCAGGACAUCAAUAAUCGCAUUGGACGAAGUGCAGAGUUGGACACUGAUGAAUCAGGGGGAAGUCUGGCACAAAAACAGAAAAUAAUUUUCCUCGAGAACAACCUGGAGCAGCUCACUAAAGUCCACAAGCAGCUGGUACAUGAUAAUGCAGACUUAAGAUGUGAGCUGCCCAAACUAGAAAAGCGCUUGCGUGCAACUGCUGAGCGUGUGAAGAUCCUGGAGUCUGCUCUGAGAGAGGCCAAAGAAAGCGCCAUGAGAGACCGUAAGAAGUACCAGCAGGAGGUGGACCGUAUCAAAGAGGUUAUCCGAGCCAAGAACCAGGCCAGGAUGAAACACACUGCACAGAUCGCUAAGCCUAUUCGUGCUGGACAUCAUCACUCAGUUGCUUCUGCCUCACCGGGCCACAGUGUCAGAGGGGGCGUCCCAAGCCCACGACGACACCACCAGCACCAACCGCAGCACCAUCACAGGAGCAAGUGAAAAACACACCAAGAGACAAAAAAUAAGCGGUCUGGUACCAGUCUGCACAUUCUUUCCUUUCCAGCUAUGUGUGGCAACAAGAAGACGUCUUUUUCCAAUGCAGUCUGUUCUAUUCAAUGAGGAGGGAAAAAGAACUGCUGUCAUCUUAUACUAAGACUUUUCAAGUUCACUUCCUGUCCUUACCAUGACCUCCAUGCAUUCAUUCUGUUUAAGUGGAGAUUUGUGGACUCAUCUAUGAAUAAACAAAACCAG
Molecule: messenger RNA, 3471 nt
Organism: Sinocyclocheilus grahami
Lineage: Eukaryota; Metazoa; Chordata; Actinopteri; Cypriniformes; Cyprinidae
Gene: kif5c
Product: kinesin family member 5C
Exons: 26
Coding region: 340-3219 (959 amino acids)
Biological process (GO): microtubule-based movement
Molecular function (GO): microtubule binding; ATP binding; microtubule motor activity
Source: RefSeq, a predicted model, not a curated record